Molecule: messenger RNA, 507 nt
Organism: Fragaria vesca subsp. vesca
Lineage: Eukaryota; Viridiplantae; Streptophyta; Magnoliopsida; Rosales; Rosaceae
Product: F-box/kelch-repeat protein At3g06240-like
Exons: 1
Coding region: 1-507 (168 amino acids)
Molecular function (GO): protein binding
Source: RefSeq, a predicted model, not a curated record
AUGGAAGUUGGUUCUAAAAAAAAGAAGACAGAAGUCCAGGGUGGCCAAAAUGUCGAGCUUCCACCCGAGAUCAUAGAUGGUUUUCUUUCAAGGUUACCAGUGAAUCCCUUGCGCCGCUUCAAGCUUGUGUCCAAGUCAUGGCAGUCCUUAAUCUUCGAUCCUGAUUUCGUCGCCAACUAUUCCAAAGCCGCCAUUGAGAAUAAGGAUGUCUUCUUCAGAAGAUGGCGCCUCCUCUUUACUAUUGAUAUGCCACAAAGAGGGAUAUACUCUUUGGAUCUUGACCAGUUUCUCAAUGAGAAUCCUACUGCUGGUGUUGAAGGUCUAGUAGCAGCACCCACUGAGCUCGGCUUUGUUUACAAUCAUCUUCCGAGACGUGGACUUGAUUGGGUUCCCUAUGUCCAUUACUCCUGCUAUGGCUUGUUCUUGACUCAGUUUUUAGGCGACCAUUGUUAUACUUUGAUCAACCCUGUAACCAAGGAAUCAAAGAAAUUACCAAAGGCACCAUAG